AGGAGGAGGAGGGAUAGAGGAGGAGGAGGAGGGAUAGAGGAGGAGGAGGAGGGAUAGAGGAGGAGGAGGGAUAGAGAGGAGGAGGAGGAGGGAUAGAGGAGGAGGAGCGGGAGGAGGAGGGAUAGAGGAGGAGGAGGGAUGGAGGAGGAGGAGGGAUGGAGGAGGAGGAGCGGGAGGAGGAGGAGGAGGAGGAGGGAUGGAGGAGGAGGAGGGAUGGAGGAGGAGGAGCGGGAGGAGGAGGAGCAGGAGGAGGGAUGGAGGAGGAGCAGGAGCAGGAAGAGGAGGGGUGGAGGCGGAGGAAGAGGAGGAAGGCUGCGGCUCCACUACUCACUGUAUCCGGGUCACAGCAGGAGCCGCCUGCGCGGGGACCACCGAGCGCCCCCGCAGCCCCCCGCCCCCGGGAGCAUCGCAGCUGACGAGAUGGCGGAUGGGAAGGAAAACGGUCUGGAGGAACCAGAAGGGUCUCAGCUGUGUUGGGAUCUGUGUGAGGUGGACGCCCCUCAAGAGCCAAACCCAACGGCACAGUGCGAGUAUGAGAGUGAACCGCUACAACCCUCUGAAGGACCAAGCAACGACUCCCGUGGACGCCCGUCACCAAGAAAGGGUGGACGGCUGCAAGCCCGCCAUGGGGGCCGUGCAACGAAGAGCGCCUACAGCCGCGGCACGAAGAGGAAGACCGUUGCUGGGGAGGCAGAAGGCGCCAUGCACAAGGCCCUCCAUAGCUGUCCCGACUGCGGGAAGAUCUUCAGUCGGAGGUCCUUCCUCAUCCCCCACCAGCGCAUCCACACCGGUGAAAAGCCCUUCACCUGCCACGAGUGCGGGAAGGGGUUUCCGAGUUGGGUCAGCUCUCAACAAGCAUCAACGGAUCCACACGGGUGAGAAACCCUACAAGUGCCCGGACUGCGGGAAGCGUUUCCGCCUUACUUCCACCCUCAGCACCCAUCGGAAGACCCACACCCGGGAUAAAUCCUACGUCUGCCUCGUUUGCGGGAAGACCUUUCGGUUGAGCGCGUAUCUGCUGGCCCACGAAGCCACCCAUAGCGUGGACAACCCUUUUCGGUGUCUUGCGUGCGGGAAGAACUUCAGCUUGGGCGGGUACCUGGUCAUUCAUCAGCGGAUCCAUACGGGGGAGAAGCCGUUCAAGUGCUCGGUGUGCGGGAAGGGUUUCAGCCGGAGAUCGAUCCUCAUCGUUCACCAGCGGGUCCAUACUGGGGAGAAACCCUACAAGUGCCCCGAAUGCGGGAAGAGCUUCAUCAUGAGUUCAGACCUUGCCGGCCAUCAGAGAAUCCACACCGGGGAGAAACCCUACAACUGUCUCAGCUGCAAUAAAAGCUUUCGGUUGAGCUCCCACCUUACGAGACACCAGCGAAGCCAUACCGGGGAGAAACCCUACAAAUGUAUGGAUUGUGGGCAAAGCUACACGGACAGUUCUGGACUCAUCAAACACAGGAAGAUCCACGUGAAGAAGAAGCAGAGGACGUCUCAGGGAGCCCACCCAGGGGAGGGACGUUAUAAAUGCCCUUACUGUAGUAAGAGCUUCCGUGCAAAGUCAGCUCUGGUCCUCCACCGCGCCACCCACACCGGGGAGCGACCCUAUAGAUGCUCCAAGUGCGAGAAGGCCUUCAGCCACAGCGGGACCCUACUGAAACACCAACGAAUCCAUACGGGAGAGAAACCCUUCAAGUGCCCCAACUGUGAGAAGUGCUUCAAUGACAGCUCAACCCUUAGGAGACACCGGAGAAGCCACACCGAGGAGAAACCUUUUCAGUGCCCCAGUUGCGGGGAGUGUUUUGGUGCCAUCGCGGCUCUCCUGAAGCACCAGCGGUUCCACACCGAGGGGAGACCUUACAGGUGCUCCGACUGCGGGAAGAGUUUCCACUCUAAUUUUCUCCUCGUCACCCACCAACGAACCCACACGGGAGAAAAACCCUAUACCUGCCCCAUCUGCAAGAAAACCUUCCGCCAAGCCUCCCACCGCACCAGGCACCAGGAGAUUCACAGGAGGACCGCGGCUGGCGAAAGACCGACCAUCUGCGAGGAAUGCGGUCGGAGCUUCAGCCGUAGCUCGAACCUGGCGGUGCACCAGCGGUUGCACGCCGGUGAGAAGCCCUACAAGUGCUUGGAGUGCGGGAAGAGCUUCAGCCGUAGCUCCCAUCUCAUCACCCAUCAACGUCUGCACACCGGGGAGAAACCCUACAAGUGUCCCGACUGCGGGAAGAGCUUCAGUGACAGCUCCACGCUCAUCACCCACCAACGCUUACACACCGGCGAGAAGCCCUACAAAUGCCCCGAUUGCGGGAAGGGCUUCAACCAGAGCUCCAACCUCACGUCCCAUCAACGCACCCACACGGGGGAAAGACCCUACAAGUGUCCCGAGUGUGGGAAGAGCUUCAGCGUCAGCUCCUACCUGAUCCGCCACCAGAAGAUCCACACCGGGGAGAGACCCUAUAAGUGCGAGGAGUGCGAGAAGACGUUCAGCCAGAGCUCCAGCCUCAUCAUCCAUCAGCGUGUCCACACUGGGGAGAAGCCCUACCGGUGCGUCGACUGCGGGAAGUGGUUUAGGAACAGUUCGGAUCUCAUCAGGCAUCAACGGACGCAUACGGGUGAAAGACCCUACCGCUGCCCCGACUGCGGGAAGAGCUUCAACCGCAGCUCCAACCUGAUGACCCACCAACGCAUCCAUACCGGGGAGAAGCCCUACGAGUGUCCUGAGUGCGGUAGGAGCUUCACCGUGAGUUCUGCCUUGAUUAAACACCAAAGGACCCACCGGGAAGGGAAGCCCUAUGAGUGCCCCGACUGCGGGAAGAGCUUUAUCCGCUGUUCGAACUUCAUUACCCAUCGGAGGACCCACGUUGGGUAGAGACCUGGUGACCCACGUUGGGUAGGAACGUGGGUGGUGGUCCCCGCAUCCUCCUGGCUCCCCAUAGGGACCUGAAUGAAUGCAGGUAGGACUACCCACUUGCUGCGGUGGGCUCAGACCAAUGGCAGAAGUUCAUUAAGAAGAGUGGACUCGUUGGCUUUAGACUCUGAAAAAUCACAUCUUCUUGGUCCAAUAAUUUCUUCUGGUGGCAUCAAGCAACACAGGCUUCUUCCACAGCCAAAUGGUGGGUGGAUUUGGGCACAGACCAAGAUUUGGAAGACACCGCUCGGGACUCAGCUUUUCAGGAAGGAAGAAAUGGGGUGGAAACGGUCCCACAACCCUGUUGGGACACACCAGGCUGAGCUGUUCCUCAUUUACAGGGUUUUUGGGAUAGUUUUUUUUUUUUACCACGUGAUGGUAUUGGGUGGUGUCAUGCAACCUCUGUCCUGCCCAUCUACGGCUCAUCUUUGGGUGAAUAAACUCUUGAGUUGUCCAAAGGGCUUCAGAAGAGGCUCCUGCAACAUCUUAGGGAGGGAGAUGGGCACAGCCCACCUCCACGUCCUGCUCUUGCUCCCUUCGUGCUGCCAAAAAUAAACAAGAACUCAGCAGCAAUAAACUUUUCCUCCACUCACCUCCUUGCUAUGGACUCGUUGAACCCAAAACACCUCGUUUUCAUCCAGGGAUGGGGCUUGGCCGUCUCUAGGGUUGAGUUUUCCCAAUGGUGCUGCAAGGACGGGAGUGGUGGGACAAUUCUGUGGAUGGGUGGAGGGCAAGGACACGCGGUGGCCGUGUUUCGGAAGGAUGUUGCAACCCUAUGACGUAACCACGGGUGCCAAAUAAACCCGAUCCAUGGUUUGGUUUGAACCCUCACCCUUGUCCAAGGGAAAUAGAGAGGGAUGGAGAGCCCAGGGUCUCCACCCCAGCCCCACCACCCCUGUGGCCGCUUCCUGGGGUGGGGAGGGGGUGUCUCACACCCUCUGGGUAAAGAAAAUGCUCCCAGACCCCACAAAA
This is a messenger RNA of Phalacrocorax carbo (great cormorant), 3871 nucleotides long. Lineage: Eukaryota; Metazoa; Chordata; Aves; Suliformes; Phalacrocoracidae. The record is from RefSeq and is a predicted model, not a curated record.